Phoenix dactylifera (date palm) is the source of this 1099-nucleotide messenger RNA. The record is from RefSeq and is a predicted model, not a curated record. NCBI's taxonomy places the organism in Eukaryota, Viridiplantae, Streptophyta, Magnoliopsida, Arecales, Arecaceae.
CCGCCUAUCCAGGCACGGAUCCUCGAUAUUUUCCCGUGCAUAUAUGGUUGCUGGCUGCGCUUUCACCAGGUCCGGAUUAUUAGUUCCCUUAUAUCCACCAACCUAUAGACAUAUAUCCCAGUACGCAAGGCUCUCCAGUUGUUCAUAGACAAAUCCUUUCUCCUUUUAUAAAUACACUUCUAGUGGCUGCUGCUUAUUCUAAGCAAGCGCGGACUUCUAAGCAUCCCUCAACUAUAAAUACCCCGAUCUCCCACAUACGAAGCAAAGCAUUACGAAAGAUUUUAGAGCCCAAGACUGCGAGGUGAAAGCCAUGGGAUCAUCAAGCCUAAUCUCUUUCUUCUGCGCCACGGUUCUAGUAAUGGCACACGCCACCCUUGCCCAAAACUCCCCCGACGACUUUGUAAAUGCCCACAACGCCGCCCGGGAGGCUGUUGGCGUUGGCCCGGUGUCAUGGAACACCACAGUGGCGUCCUACGCCGAGGACUAUGCCAACCAACGGAAGGGUGACUGUCAGCUAAUUCACUCGGAUUCCAUCUCCUACGGCUACGGGGAGAACCUCUUCAUCGGGGGUGGGCCGGACUUCACGGCCAAGAAUGCCGUGGACCUGUGGGUGGGAGAGAAACAGUACUAUGACUACGAUAGCAACUCGUGCUCAGCACCGCCAGGCCAAUCGUGCGGGCACUACACUCAGGUGGUGUGGAGAGACUCCACUGGCAUCGGGUGCGCCCGGAUACAGUGCGACAGCAGCGGCACCUUCAUCACUUGCAACUAUUCCCCACCUGGCAACGUCGAAAGGAAGCGUCCGUACUGAAAGAGGGCUCUCUUCAGAGUGCCACCAGUAGUAGUAUAUGAUUCUAUAGAAUAAGGCCUGCUGUGAAGGUGACCUGAAGUUGCUGCAGGAAUAACGAAGUGGAAGAAUAAAAAUUAUUGCAGAGGGAGAUGCACUGUGUUUGUAUUUCAUGUCGCAGUAUGUACUCAGUACCAGUUUGUGGUGACCUUUCUUUUCAGCUCCCUUGUGUUUAUUCCAGUGUGGAAAGUUGGAAAUAAUUCUGAAUUUGUAACAAGGUUUUCAUGUCCUAGCUUUGCUCUCAGUUAGAUC